CCCCUUCCAUCAGCAACACAAGGCAUUCUCUCUCUCUUGUUCGCUCAACCAAAAUGGAGGCAAAAUGGUUUCUGUUUCUGACAAUGGCAUUGAUUUUAGCGCUUGUCAAUGGCGAUGAUGAGGCUUCUGUCAGUUCUGUGAAGCCGGUGGUGAAGACAGUGAAGGGCCAAAAGGUGUGUCAAAAAGGGUGGGAGUGUAAAAGGUUCUCCAAGUUCUGCUGUAACGAAACCGUUUCUGACUACUUCGAGACGUACCAGUUCGAGAACCUCUUCUCCAAGCGCAACACCCCUGUGGCGCAUGCCGUGGGCUUCUGGGAUUACCGUUCUUUUAUCACCGCCGCUGCUGAAUACCAACCCGAUGGCUUUGGCACCACCGGCGGGAAGUUCAGCGGGAUGAAGGAAGUUGCAGCUUUUCUAGGCCAUGUUGGCAGCAAAACCUCCUGCGGAUAUGGAGUGGCGACUGGAGGGCCUCUGGCCUGGGGCUUAUGCUACAGCAAGGAACUCAGCCCUGAAUCCGAUUACUGCGAUGAUUACUACAAACUCACUUAUCCUUGCGCUCCUGGAGCUGCAUACUAUGGCCGUGGCGCCCUUCCUAUCUAUUGGAACUACAACUAUGGAAAAACAGGGGAAGCCCUGAAGGUGGAUUUGUUGAACCAUCCAGAAUACAUAGAACAGAAUGCUACCCUGGCGUUCCACGCAGCAAUUUGGAAGUGGAUGACGCCAGAGAAGAAGCACCAACCAUCAGCCCACGAUGCCUUUGUUGGGAACUGGAAACCCACCAAGAAUGACACAUUGGGGAAGCGGGUUCCUGGGUUUGGCACCACCAUGAAUGUGCUUUAUGGCGAUGGCGUUUGCGGUCAGGGUGAUAGUGAUUCCAUGAACAACAUAAUCUCCCAUUACCUCUACUAUCUUGAUCUUAUGGGUGUUGGCCGAGAGGAGGCAGGGCCUCAUGAUGUGCUCAGUUGUGCUGAGCAGGUUCCUUUCAACCCAUCCUCUUCCUCCUCAUCUACUUGAGCUUUGUUUGGUGAAGCAUCAAUAAGGGAAAGAAACUAUAACAAUCUGAGAAAGUACAUAAUCAAUGAUGUAAAGGUUGAAACAUGAAAGAAGAAGAAGAAGAAAAUAUGCAGAGACUAUUCAAUUUUCGUCUGUGUGAAGAUAAACUAGCCUAGAUGUGGCUGCCCUUGGUUAUUGUUGUGUAAAUGUUGAGAUAUAUUUUGCUUACAAAUUUCCCUUGUCUUGUAACUAUUGAAGGUGGACUUUAUGAACCAUUUUGUGGUAAAUCA
This is a messenger RNA of Corylus avellana, 1282 nucleotides long. It is a transcript of the gene CTL2, whose product is annotated as chitinase-like protein. Gene Ontology annotation, biological process: cell wall macromolecule catabolic process; chitin catabolic process; carbohydrate metabolic process. Lineage: Eukaryota; Viridiplantae; Streptophyta; Magnoliopsida; Fagales; Betulaceae. The record is from RefSeq and is a predicted model, not a curated record. Gene Ontology annotation, molecular function: chitinase activity.